Trichoderma reesei QM6a is the source of this 990-nucleotide messenger RNA. RefSeq names its product vacuolar sorting protein. The record is from RefSeq and is a predicted model, not a curated record. Gene Ontology annotation, biological process: intracellular protein transport; retrograde transport, endosome to Golgi. Gene Ontology annotation, cellular component: retromer complex; endosome. NCBI's taxonomy places the organism in Eukaryota, Fungi, Ascomycota, Sordariomycetes, Hypocreales, Hypocreaceae. The transcript has 3 exons. Bases 1 to 990 code for a protein of 329 amino acids.
AUGUCCAUCUUCUUCUCAACCCCCGUCGACAUCGACAUCGUCCUCGACGACCCCGACAACCGCACCAUGGUCGACGUCAAGCUCGACAAGAACCGCCGCGAAAAGGCGCCCCUGUACAUGGACGGCGAGUCCGUCAAGGGCGCCGUGACGGUCCGGCCCAAGGACGGCAAACGCCUCGAGCACACGGGCAUCAAGGUCCAGUUCAUCGGCACGAUAGAAAUGUUCUUUGACCGCGGCAACCACUACGAGUUCCUCUCGCUCAACCAGGAGCUCGCCGCGCCGGGGGAGCUGCAGCACCCGCAGACGUUCGACUUCAACUUCAAAAACGUCGAGAAGCAGUACGAGUCGUACAACGGCAUCAACGUCAAGCUGCGCUACUUUGUCCGCGUCACCGUCUCGCGCCGCAUGGCCGACGUGAUCCGCGAAAAGGACAUUUGGGUCUACAGCUACCGCAUCCCCCCGGAGAUGAACAGCAGCAUCAAGAUGGACGUCGGCAUCGAGGACUGCCUGCACAUUGAGUUUGAGUACAGCAAGAGCAAGUACCACCUCAAGGACGUCAUCGUCGGCCGCAUCUACUUUCUGCUCGUCCGCCUCAAGAUCAAGCACAUGGAGCUGUCCAUCAUCAGGAGGGAGACGACGGGCGCCGCGCCCAACCAGUACAACGAGAGCGAGACCCUGGUGCGCUUUGAGAUCAUGGACGGGUCGCCUUCCCGAGGCGAGACGAUACCCAUUCGGCUCUUCCUUGGCGGCUUUGAUCUGACGCCCACCUUCCGAGACGUGAACAAGAAGUUUUCCACGCGGUAUUAUCUCAGUCUCCACCUUUGUAUAUGCAUCUUUUUACUGAUCUCAUCUCUGUAUCCAGACGCUCGACGAUAUUUCAAGCAGUCGGAAAUCAUCCUCUACCGCCAAGCCCCCGACGUACCCGCCAUCCAAGGCAUCCAAAGCGUGCCCCCUCCCACCGAGAACAAAGUCGCCGCCGUCCAGGCAUGA